This is a messenger RNA of Chenopodium quinoa (quinoa), 945 nucleotides long. RefSeq lists its product as uncharacterized. The transcript is spliced from 2 exons. The coding region runs from base 33 to 836 and encodes 267 amino acids. Lineage: Eukaryota; Viridiplantae; Streptophyta; Magnoliopsida; Caryophyllales; Amaranthaceae. The record is from RefSeq and is a predicted model, not a curated record. Gene Ontology annotation, molecular function: nucleic acid binding; zinc ion binding.
UCACUCCAUAUGUGCAUAAGCUAUUUCAGAGGAUGAGCUAUGUGGCUAGGAAUUGCAUAAUUGAAGCUGCCAGGGAUGACACUUAUGAAGUGCAGCUGAAUGAUGACCAGGUUCUAGUUGACUUGCCAAAUUGGUCUUGUUCCUGCAAUCACUGGCAAUUAACAGGCAUCCCAUGUAUUCAUGCAUUUGCAUGCAUAAUGGAUCAGAGGGUUGAUGCUGAGCAGUUUGUCCACCCCUAUUACACUAUGGACACUUACAGAGCAGCAUAUGAGCCUGCAAUUCAACCUAUGCCAGGCCCAAAGCAUUGGGAGAGAGUGAACAUGAGAGAGCCUCAUCCACCAGCAUUCAAACAGCAGCCUGGAAGACCUAAACAGAAGAAGAGGAAGCUGGAACCUGGGGAGGGAACAUCUGCAACAGGAGGGGAGCAGGGAAGAAAGAGGAGGAAAAGUCAGUGUAGGAUUUGUGGUGGAUUUGGCCACUAUCCCAAGACUUGCAAGGGCCCACAUGAACCUGAACCAACUGAGCAGAGAACUGCAGGAAGGCCUCCUUUAAAUUCACCUUGGGUAGUUGAGCAAAGGAAGAAGAGGGAGAUCAAAGCUGCUAAGAAGAGUGCAAUAGGGGCUGGUCCAAACAGCAUUGGGAAUAGGACUUUUCCCCAAGAGCAACCUGGCUGUGAACCAUUGAGUAAGAGGAAAGGUUCACACAGUCAACAAGGGCAGCCACAAGCCAAGCAUCACACCACCCCCUCUUCCAGCCAACCUGAACCCAAUGCUACUGGAGUGCAGACAAGGAGGGCUAAGCUGCUGACUUCCAGACAAGGAGGGCUGACACAAUGAUGUUUGAAUUGUUUUUCUGAACUUUAGUUGUUGGUUGUAUUUUCUGAACAAUCAGUUGCAAUAUUUGUAGCUUUACUUUUGGGUAUAGGACAAGGAUCCUGUUUUGUUA